AUGUCUGAAGCAAAGCGCAAAUCGGAUGGAAGAGACAAGGAAAGACGGAGAUACCGUGCAGAUGGUACGCCCAUCAGGGGACAGGGACAUAUGGACGGGCCUGGCAUAUGGGCUACGUGCGUCAAGGGCAAGGAGAAGCAGACUGUCGGAGAGUUAUAUGAUCUAUUUGAGAAUCUUGCUUCUGAGCUUUGGCCAGCCGACUCGACAGGUUCCCAGAAUCAAGCAGAAGGCUCUCGUAGUGAGGAGGAAGAUGAUGGGGACAUCGAGAAAGCGAUUGCAAAGGAGGUUGCUUCGAUGAAACGACCAAGGAAAGAGCAAAGGUUCGCCAACUGCCAGACUAACACACCGUGUGUCAUCUUCAUCUCCUGCAAGCCUCCUGUCGAUCCCGUUCGCCUGGUCGUGAAGCAUGUGCAGAACGUCUUUGAUACUGGUGUAACGCAUACAAGGCAUACGCAACGCCUUACACCUGUAUCGGGUACGUGUGUCGCAAAUAUUUCUGAGGUCGUAUCCCUGUGCGGCCGCGUGGUCAAGCCGUUCUUCGAAGCCGACUCUGACAAUUCGUAUCGCUACAAAAUUGAGCUGAGGAUGCGCAACCAUAACACCAUGUCGCGUAACAACCUCAUUCAGGAGAUCGCGAAAUCCGUUCACGAAAGGCACAAGGUUGACCUCGAGAAUCCUGAGGUGUUCAUCCUGGUCGAGGUUUUCAAGAGUAUCUGUGGGGUCAGUGUUGUGACAGACUACUACAAACUGCACAAGUUUAACGUCAUGGAGAUCGCAAACGCAAAGAACGCGGGUGACGAGAUAGAAGGGCGUGUGGCAGAAAAGGUGGACCAGGCUCAGGGCGAAUCAAAGUAG
This is a messenger RNA of Postia placenta MAD-698-R-SB12, 855 nucleotides long. RefSeq lists its product as hypothetical. Lineage: Eukaryota; Fungi; Basidiomycota; Agaricomycetes; Polyporales; Adustoporiaceae. Gene Ontology annotation, molecular function: RNA binding. The record is from RefSeq and is a predicted model, not a curated record. Gene Ontology annotation, biological process: tRNA modification. Bases 1 to 855 code for a protein of 284 amino acids. The transcript has 8 exons.